Molecule: messenger RNA, 408 nt
Organism: Brassica napus (rape)
Lineage: Eukaryota; Viridiplantae; Streptophyta; Magnoliopsida; Brassicales; Brassicaceae
Exons: 3
Coding region: 1-408 (135 amino acids)
Source: RefSeq, a predicted model, not a curated record
AUGGAAGAAUCACAACAAGAACCACAAGAACGUGGAAAAGGUUUAAGUGAUAGUAAUGGUCUAUUCAGCAAAUUCACAGUGGAGAGAAGAAUCCUACCUACUCUCAAUCAAAUGCAUGGGAGCACCAAAACUUUUCAGCACUACUCAAACAGAAUGAAGAUUCUGAAAACAAAGUAUCUAGCUGCUGCUGAACUUCUUCGUUUUAGUUCUGGGUUCGGAUGGGAUGCAACUACAAAACGGUUUACGGCUCCAGAUGAAGUGUGGACUGAAUAUAUAAAGGCACAUCCAAACUACAAAAAAUUUCGUGAUGAGACUUUUGAAGAAUUUGAUGAUCUCAAAGUUAUAUUUGAAAGGAAUUUAGCAACUGGCAGAAGCGCGAUUGGAUUGGGUGAUACAACUGAUGCUUGA